AUGGCCUUCAUCAUUGGUAUCACGGCCGGAAUUAUCUUCCUCAUCGUCUUCCUCAUCUUCCUCUUCCUCAUCUCGAGAAUCAGGAUUGCAAUCGCCCUCAUUGAGGAAGGCAGCAGAGCUGUGGGGAACAUGAUCUUCACACUGAUGUGGCCAAUCGUCCCGUUUGUGCUACAACUGGCUGUCAUCACAGGCUGGGCAACUAUAGCUGUCUUCCUAGCCAGCGUUGGACGUAAUCAGAACACGUCAGCCAUUAACGUAACGUUUCCUAACGGGACCAUCGACCCUACGGCUGUUGCAGCACAGAGUGACAAUCUUUUCGAUUUGGCUUGUAAUCAAGAGAUUUUGCCAACUACCAACACCUCACUUGGAGAUUUCUGUACACAAGUGAGAUACAAUGGCGGAGAGUACACCAUCUACCUUCAGAUCUACAACUUGUUCCUGGGCUUCUGGAUGGUCAACUUUGUAGUGGCCUUUGGUCAGAUGACCUUGGCUGGAGCCUUCGCCUCUUACUACUGGGCUUGGGACAAGAAAAAGGACGUCCCCACCUUCCCCCUUCUCGGGGCAGUAUGGCGGACACUCAGAUACCAUCUAGGAACCUUGGCGUUUGGUUCGCUGAUCAUCGCCAUAGUCCAGAUGAUCCGUGUGGCGUUGGAAUACAUUGACCACAAGCUGAAAGGGACUGAAAACCCUGUGGGGAAGUUCUUCAUCAAAUGCCUAAAAUGCUGUUUCUGGUGUUUGGAGAAAUUCUUGAAAUUGCUGAAUAAAAAUGCUUACAUUCUGACUGCAGUUUAUGGCAAAAACUUUUGCUCGGCAGCUAGAAAGGCGUUUAUGCUGAUUCUAGAGAACAUAGUUCGAGUGGCAGUUGUUGACAAAGUCACGAAUUUCCUCUUGUUCAUCGCCAAGCUGGUCGUGGUUGGCGCUGUCGGUGUAAUGUCAUUUUUCUUCUUCGAUGGACGGAUAUCCUUCCUGAAGACCUACACGCCUGAUCUCAACUUCUGCUUCGUCCCUAUAAUUUAUCCUCUGUGUAGCACACUUGUCCCUAGAGCCCCUAAGGUGGACUGGAUCAUCAUCCUCGCCACGUACAUCAUCGCAUCCUGCUUCUUCAGUGUGUACGAGAUGGCGGUGGACACACUGUUCAUGUGCUUCUUGAUGGACAUAGAGAAAAACGACGGAUCCCCAGAAAAGCCUUACUUCAUGAGCAAAAACUUGAAGAAAAUCCUGGGCAAGAAGAACAAAGCUCCGCCUGCCAAUGACGAGGGAUGA
This is a messenger RNA of Haliotis rubra (blacklip abalone), 1263 nucleotides long. Its product is annotated as choline transporter-like protein 2. Gene Ontology annotation, molecular function: transmembrane transporter activity. Bases 1 to 1263 code for a protein of 420 amino acids. Gene Ontology annotation, cellular component: membrane. The record is from RefSeq and is a predicted model, not a curated record. Gene Ontology annotation, biological process: transmembrane transport. The transcript is spliced from 14 exons. NCBI's taxonomy places the organism in Eukaryota, Metazoa, Mollusca, Gastropoda, Lepetellida, Haliotidae.